CAUGGCUGCUCGGUUCUGCUGACAUUCAACCAAAGAGACACAAAACCAAGCGUCGACACCUGUGCUUCUGUCCUAGUGAGCCUUCCACAAGAUUUCUUGAUCUGUGGUGCGGAAGCAGUCAUAGUCGCUCGAGAUGACGUGCAUCUUGGCUGUGUGCUGCGCCUGAAUCACCAACUCUGCGCUUGCGGUUCUCGCCGACGCUCGCAGCUUCUGAGCUCGCAUACGAGGCCAAGCUGCUGCUCGUCACAACUCCUACUGCCUGAGCAUAGCUCGGUGACAUCCCUCGCCAUUCACCACAUCCAUCAUGAAACGAUCGACUUCGCCAGCAUCUACAAAUGUGGCCCCGCAACCACACGUGGGGCCGGAAUUAUCCAGCUCUGAGCCUGCAAUGUCAAUCCAGGCUACAGCAUCGGCUCAGCCUUUAGGUGACGCACCCGUAGUCAAGACCGAGUAUGCGGAGAUGAUGUCGACAGCUACUCCUGUGCGCUCUGCGAGCCCAGAGCUGCCUCGAGCUCCAAGUGAAAAGCCAGACGAUCCACCGCACACCAGAGAGUUGAAGGUCAAUGGCCCACACGAGACCACAGCAGCAAUAGAGCAGGCGCCUCAAGGGACGGGUGACGGGCUGGAGACUAGACCGCGCAAAAAGAUGAAGUCGUCGGCCUUUGUGCCGUGGAGCGAGAGCGCUGCAAGAGCUGCUGGAGUCGACGAAGACACUUUGGCACAACUGCGGGCUGCCAGCCAGCCCUUCGGGGCCAUCUCAGAAUCUUUGCGGCACGAGGUGGAUCCAAACGAGGCACUCGUGGAUGAGGCAGGAGGGAUUCUAGGCGAGCCGACAUCGCAAGAGAUGCAAUUCAAGACUCACUCGUCUGCUCAUCUCUCGCCCUACGAUCUGCUGCAGUCGGACGAAGCUGCAGGAGCUCAUGCAACUUCUUCAUUGAGCUCGGUCCCUUCGCCGAUUGAGAACGCUACUUCCGCUUCCAAAACGAAGCGCAAGAGCAGCACGAGCGACAACAAGGCGGCUCAGAAGUCCAAGACGGAAAGGGACCGCACACGGGCAUUGGUCUUGGCAGAAGCCGCCGCUUCUGCUGCUGCUGCUGCUACACUAGAGAAGGAAAGGGAAGCAGAGAGAGAGCGCGAAGCGCGAGAGAGGGAGGAAGGGCUAGGAGACGAGGAUGAGGACAUGAAGCUGUACUGCGUCUGCAAAGCCCUGUAUGACGAGGAGCGCAUGAUGAUUGCAUGUGACCGCUGCGAUGAAUGGUACCACACCUCGUGUAUGGACAUGGAUGAUGCGAAGGCGGAGCUAGUAGACAUGUUCAUAUGUCCUGUCUGCGAGCCGAAGACGACGGACAGAACGACUUGGAAGACGAAGUGUCUCCGUCAAGGGUGCACCCACGCUGCCCUUCCGCCGCUCUCGAGGUACUGUGGCCAGCGCUGCGGCAUUCUGGUAGCUGCUUCCAGAAUUUCCAAGACCAAGUACGCCAAAGCAGGGGCCAAAGCGACUGCUGAGAAGCUGCUGGGGAACGUGGUGAAGAACGCGACGAAGAGAGAGGGCCUGUGCGUCUGGGCAGACGUAGGCGCUCCCCGUGCUUCGAUCAACACCUCAUCAAAUCAAGAGCUCCAAAGAUGGAGAUCAAAGUUCCAUCCAGGGUUAGGUGCCUUCGACAUCAUGGCAAAUGGGGACAAUGCGGGUGUGAAGGAUGACGAGCAUGCCCUGUCCCUGCGAACGCCCGCGAGCGCAGAAGCAGAGGCACUGCACCAUCUUGGUCUUAAGUCGCAAAUUUUGGCUCAUCGUCACAAUGCAGCGGUCAAGACGUUUAGCAUGGUCGAGGCACGCAUCACGUUGCUCGAGCUUGCAAAGCAAAGGAUUUCGACUCUACCUGCCGUGGAGCCGGAUGAGGGCGCCAUUGCAUCCUCGACGACAAGCACCAAGAAGAGCAAGUCGAAGAAGCGAGAUACCGAGGAGGGCACAAAAGGCCUGCCGAGGUGCGGGUACGAUGAGAGGUUGCACUGGGACGAUUAUAAUUUUCACGCGUGGUGGACGAGUGACAAGGCUCAGUCGAUUCUCAAGGGCGAGACUGCCUUGGACGGUGUCCUCAGUGGCCCGGGCGAGGAUACACUCAAGGCUCAGGGAUCUGGCGCGUCGACCAUUUGCGGGUUGGCCAAACGAAAGUGCAAAAGACACGCUGAUUGGGCGACUGUGCGGGAAGCCGACUUCGAAGUCGAGCGAGAGCUGGUGUCCAAGGACGUCAGUCAACUGGCAGCAGAGAUCGAGCGCUGCAAGACAGAUCAGGAGCAUUGGGUGGCUGCCGCCGAAGCAUCACGACGCGCUCAGCUUGCUGUGGAGGAGGCGAAGAAUCUGGCUGUGGCUGCUCAGAUCGCGAGGGAUAAUGGUAUGCGAAGAGUCACGACCUUAGGCGCUGGUGCCCUUAAAUGAGACGAUGACGACGUGAUUCUGGCAAACUCAAGACGCGAGCCAGAAGCUGUCUUUCGACCCAACUGUUCUUCGUCAUUAGAACCACAGGAAUCUUUUCAUCUGUAUAAUAAUCCACACUCUGUGACUACAAUGCACGCGAACACUCACACCGGUGCUUUCAAGCUCGAAUCGGUGCGGGAGAUGUGGAGCAUGACUUGCCCUGGAGCGCGCGUGUGCACUCUCGAUCCAAGCACGCCGAGGCUGGACCACCGCG
Messenger RNA from Ceraceosorus guamensis, 2687 nucleotides. RefSeq lists its product as hypothetical. The record is from RefSeq and is a predicted model, not a curated record. The transcript is spliced from 4 exons. Bases 389 to 2434 code for a protein of 681 amino acids. Gene Ontology annotation, cellular component: Set1C/COMPASS complex. Lineage: Eukaryota; Fungi; Basidiomycota; Exobasidiomycetes; Ceraceosorales; Ceraceosoraceae.